GUCAGGUAUUUCACCGGCGUUUGAUCAGACCCACCGGACACACAGUCGAAACACCUCUGCAUAGGACAGCUGCUGAACACAGUGGCUGGGUCAAGUUUCUCAGUUGUAAACGCCGGGUGUCUAAAUGGCAUAAAGAAACGACGGCAGUAGGGAGCCAUGGCUGUUUUAAAUCUGCCUCAAACCCACGAAGAGGACUGUCAAGCCUCGCCAUGGCGGAAACAGAACAACAGUCAGGAGCCACUCCUGAGGAUGAAAUACCUGAGGUCACCUACAUGGUGCCUAAGAAGGAAAUCAGCAUGGUGCCUGACAUGGGCAAGUGGAAACGAUCUCAGGCAUACGCUGAUUACAUGGGCUUCAUUCUGACUCUGAAUGAAGGUGUGAAAGGAAAAAAGCUGACAUGUGAAUAUAAAGUGUCUGAGACAGUGGAGAAGUUACUAGAUCUUUUGGGGACUCUGGACCGAUGGAUAAAUGAGACUCCUCCUGUUGAUCAGCCAUCGCGCUUUGGUAAUAAGGCCUACAGAACCUGGUACGUCAAACUAGACCAGGAAGCAGAGGCCUUGGUGUCAGCAGUGAUUCCUCCUGACAAAAGGGCAGCAGCUCCAGAGAUAGCUGUCUAUCUGAAAGAGUCUGUGGGAAACCCCACCAGGAUAGACUAUGGAACAGGCCAUGAAGCUGCUUUUGCUGCAUUCCUCUGCUGCCUCUGUAAGGUUGGAGCUCUCAGGGUGGAUGACCAGCUGGCUAUUGUAUUUAAGGUUUUUAAUAGGUAUCUCUCAGUGAUGAGGAAGCUGCAGAGGACCUACAGAAUGGAGCCAGCUGGAAGCCAAGGGGUGUGGGGACUGGAUGACUUCCAGUUUCUGCCCUUCAUAUGGGGCAGCUCCCAAUUUAUAGAUCACCCAACACUAGAGCCUCGCCACUUCAUUGAUGAGAGGGUGGUGAACGAGCAUCACCAAGACUAUAUGUUUCUGGAUUGCAUCAAGUUUAUAAAUGAGAUGAAGACGGGUCCAUUUGCUGAACACUCCAACCAGCUGUGGAACAUCAGCGCUGUUCCUUCCUGGUUCAAAGUCAAUCAAGGCCUGAUCAGAAUGUACAAGGCAGAGUGUUUGGAGAAGUUCCCUGUGAUCCAGCACUUCAAAUUUGGUAGCCUGCUGUCCAUCCAGCCAGUGAACCCAUGACUCUGACGGAGGAAUGCCAUACACACAAUGGAAAGACCAAAAUCCCAACAGUUGGAACCAACAUUUUUCCCCUUUCUUUGGCAUCCUCACGUACAAAUACAACAGUAGCAAGAAUCAACCACAUGUAGUCUGACACGCUUUACCACAUGUGCACGCAUGUGGUCAUGAACGCUUAUAAGUCAUCCACAACAAAAUGCAGAUCAUGUUGUGGUUGUGAUUUUGGAGCAUCCUCUUUCUUUUUUUUUUUUUUUUUUAGAAGUGUGCUCAUUAAUGCUUAUGCUUGAAUUUACCUCAGAGUUUGGAUCCUCAUGAGCAGUAGGCUUAUUCACAGAGUGACAUGAUACAAAUAAGACUGUGUGACUUCUCGAAAAUCUUUUGUGAUAGUUUCUUGUUUAGUUUCUUGGUUUUGCUUUUAAGGCCAAAUGUUUUAAUUUAGUUGCAGAUGUACCUAUAUUUUAAUUGCCCACUUCAUUUUUAUCACUUCAGCUGUGGUAAAAAUUGUAAAUUGGCAAACCAAACUUGAAUAAAUUCUUGUGGUUGUGCUGUGCAGCUUUUUUUCCUCGAAGUUCUCAACCCAAGUGGAAUAUUGUAGGUUUUUUUUACUCCAAAUUUGACUCCAGUUUAAAAUGACUGUGCGCUGUUAAAUCCUGGGUGUGGCAUUGCCACAUUUUUAAGACUCCCUCACAUGUUUCUUAAUUUAAUAAAAGAGAAGUUAUUUUGUGUUAUUAGAUUGACCUGCCAUACCUGAUUUAAUAAAUUCAUGUUUUCUCAUCCUUUAUUUUAUGUCCCAACCAUGUACUUGGAUUUUAUUCUCAAUUCUAUGUUGCAUUAAAGCCACCAUGCAUAAUA
Lates calcarifer (barramundi perch) is the source of this 2021-nucleotide messenger RNA. It is a transcript of the gene ptpa, whose product is annotated as protein phosphatase 2 phosphatase activator. The transcript is spliced from 11 exons. Gene Ontology annotation, biological process: mitotic spindle organization. Gene Ontology annotation, cellular component: nucleus; protein phosphatase type 2A complex; cytoplasm. Bases 210 to 1172 code for a protein of 320 amino acids. Lineage: Eukaryota; Metazoa; Chordata; Actinopteri; Centropomidae. Gene Ontology annotation, molecular function: peptidyl-prolyl cis-trans isomerase activity; protein tyrosine phosphatase activator activity. The record is from RefSeq and is a predicted model, not a curated record.